CGUCUCCUGUAAUCCAGCUACUUGGAGGUCGGGUUCGGCGGAUGGUUUGAGGUCGGGAGUCCUGGUGGGGGGGCCGCCCGCGUCGACUGGGCGUCCGCACUAAACACGGCGUCAAUAUGGGCGUCCCGGGGGAACCCGCGGACGACCAGGUUGGCCAAGGAGGGGCGGACCGGGCCAGGGGGGAAACCCAGCAGCCAAAAGUCCCCGCGUCGUGUAGUAGUGGGAUCGCGCCCGGGAGCGGACACCCCUCGUCAGCCCGACCGAUAUAGCUAGACCCGAAUCUUUUUUUCAUUUUUUUUCGCGGGAUAUUUCGGGGUAAAAGUGAUUUUUAAUGUGAGGGUUUUUAUUUAUUGUUGAAAUUGUUUAGGAUAAUUGUUGUUAAAGUAAUGCGAGCAAGGAGAAGCUAAGGCGCAAGGCAGCACGGUUGCGCGCUUUGGGUUCUCACGUCGUUUACUAUCGUUCGAGGCCGAUAGAGAGGUAUCGUUAAAUAGCGACCACUAGAACUCCAUGAAACUACCAUUGCUCAAAAAAAACGAGCCCAAAACUAACCAUGAUCAACGGAUGACAUGCCAAAUUCAAAAUAUCCGAUCAUCAGGUGGCGUGGGGAAAAGUGUGCCACCAUCCAAUAAACGAAAGAAAACCCGUCUGUUGUUGGUAAUCGCGUUGAGCCGGUGAUCGAGAGAACGUCUUCUACUGAAUCGGUCGGUUAUGCCCUGAUUUCACACGACUUUCGACCAGUUUUGACAUGCGGCCCCGGCUCGUGUUCGUACGAAUUAGUACCGAUUUAACGAAAGUGUGACGUAUCUCCUUCGAUUAGUUGUUUUUUUUUUUUUUGCUACCGCACGGAACCAUGUCGAGAUUAGAAUGUCUACUAUUGACUUUUAUUGUUGUUUUUGCAAAUCGGGUCGUACGAGGAAGAAGUGAUAAUGUCACCGUACCGGUCGAUACUCUGGUGAACUUGACCAACCAUAAUGAACUGUGGACUAUGAUGUUAAAAGAAUGUGAAGAGCCUUCUCUGGUUUGUGUACAAAAUAACGUUUUUAGGUACCUCAAAAAGACUUUAGACGAAACCAAUGACCUACAGUUCACGAGUUUCCUAAAAUUCACCAAAAACCACUUGAACUACAAUAAAACCUCUCGCUCGUCCGAUGGUGACCAAGAGGAAUUUUGGCACCAAGACGAGUUCCCUAUAGAAUCAAUGUCCAGAUCACUACAGGAUGAAACGAGGAAGUUUCUGAUGACGCACGACGUGGAACUUUCGCUUCCCGAGACGUUUCUACCGAACAGUUUCCUCAGGAUCGCCCCCAAAGGGUUUGAGAACAACGGGGCUCUGGUCAACUUGGAAGUGGUGUCUCAGGACCUGGAGGAAUCUAGGGGGGUGGAGCAAGGAAGACUAUUUAAGAAACUUGCCAAGUUCAUCAAUGAAAAAAUUAUAUAUGCCGUCCUAGCGAUCUUGCUCGUAAUCAAGCUCCUGGCAGUGAAAUUCCUGUUUAUCCUGCCCCUAAUAGUGGGAGCAGCGACCGCCAAGAAACUCCUGCUGAAAAUCCUGUUGUUCGUUUUCCCAUUUUUGCAUCACGUGUUCAAGUUCUGCGCCUACUACCCCAUCCAAGCCAAGUUCCAUCAUCAUAAGCAUCUGAUUUCACAUAUACAUCAGAUUGCCCCACAUAAGCAUCAUGAACACCACGAAGAGUUUGAGGUGGGACCUCCUGGUUAUGAACAUCACGGUGAACAUUACGCUGAAUUCGACGAUGACGUCAGCGUGUUACCCGACGAUGGUGGUUUUGGACACGGCCUCAUAUCGCACCGCAAAGAUCCAAUUCACGAAAACGAAAUUUCAUCGUUAUACGGCGGCGUAGCGGCAAGUCGACGGAAACCACAUCGACCUUUAACAUCUAAGGAAAUUGAAAGGACUCUCGCUAAGGCGGAAAAGGAGGCUAUAAUUAAAGCCAGACUAGAGAAGGAACGACUGCGAAUCCGUGACGAAAACUUGAAGCUGCAAGAGGAGCUUAACCAAGCGCUAAAGCUCCAAGAGAAGCUGAAGCACCAAGCAAAUUACCUUAAAAAAGUCCCACACACGAAGAUUUCAGCUUCGAUUCCUUAUAAUCGUCACGGAAUUGGACCACCAUUGAGGACCAAUCCCUCUUCUUUUGACCCUGUACCUGGACCAGUGGGACAACAAGGUCCCGGCUUAGACUUACCAGCAGGCUACAUACCGCAGCACACAGUCCCUCAACGUCCCCCUCAGCAGUUCAACCCCCAGCCGGUUUCCCAAAACCAUUUUGAAAAUUCAUAUCAACAACCCAGUAAUAAGGUGCAUCAACAGAACGUUGAGGGGCCAGUUUACAGACCCGAUUCAGAGCCAAUCAGUUCCAAUAAAGUGACUCAAACUGAUUCUGCACAAAAACCAGUUGAUCCUAGAGUUAGUGUUUUUGAUAAUAGUGGUGAAGUUAAAAAUGUAGGUAAUGGUCUGAAGUAUAGUGCUCAGAUUACAGGGCAAAGUGGUGAAAAGACAAUAGUUGAACAACAGGCAAUCUAUGAGGCAGCUUCUAUAACCUACGAUCCAUUCUACAGCCCUAUGUUAAAAAAAAUCGACAACAUCCUACAGUCCUUGGGCUUCGUAGAGGAACCAUGUAAAGAAAGACUAAUUUGUAGCAUGUACAAGAGCCCAACUAAGUAUAGUCCACAUAGUAACUUGGUAUCAGCUGAACUAAGCCGUGAUUCUAGUGAACUUGCCAAACCUACUUCGACCAAUUCAGCCGUAAUAAGGUUCUACAAGUAUGUGCAAGCAGCUAGAGAUGGACAAGACCAAAGAGACUGCCUAAGACUAUAUCCGGCUUGUCAAAUUAACACCGAGAUAUCCUAAAUAUAGGUUCAAAUAGUAAAUGUUGCCCAUCAAUCAGGAACUAGAUAAGUUUAUAUAAAUGUAUGCCAAAUUAGUGUUUAUUUGUUAUAGUGGUAUGAUAAACAGGUGCCAAAAACUAUUACACUUAAUUUAUUUAUUUAUUUAUUUAUUUAUUAAUAGGUUAGUUUAUUAGAAAUGAUUGUAAAUAAAAUCAUUAAGGAACGAGUAAAAUCUAGUUAAAAAGUAGUUGAAUUAUUAGACAAACAUUUUGGUAGUGGUGUUGGGGUUUGUUAGGUCUUUCACGAUUUGUUUAAUAAUUCACCGGUGCAUUAUUUAUUAAGUUUUCUGCCAAAAUUUACUAUUAAAUAUAUUUUUUUUAAAUGUA
Molecule: messenger RNA, 3227 nt
Organism: Anthonomus grandis grandis
Lineage: Eukaryota; Metazoa; Arthropoda; Insecta; Coleoptera; Curculionidae
Gene: Osi17
Exons: 10
Coding region: 851-2863 (670 amino acids)
Source: RefSeq, a predicted model, not a curated record